AGUAUAUAAUACAUGUAACAUACAAAAUAUGUGUAACUCUACUGCUUAGGUUAUCAUUAAGGUUUCCAGUCAACAGUAGGGUAUUAGUAGUUAAGUUUUUGAGGAAUCAUGUUAUUUGUAAAUUUUCAACUGUGGGGGCAGGGGAUUGGAUCCCCUAACCCCUGCAUUAUUCAAGGGUCAACUGUAUGUAUGUGUAUUUUUUUAAGUAGUCUUCACACCCAGCGCGGAACCCAACGUGGGGCUGGAACUCGGGCCCUGAGAUCAAGACCUGAGCUGGGAUCCAGAGUGGGAUGCUUAACCAUCUGAGCCACCCAGGCACACAUUAGGGCACGGCGAUUAAUAACUACUUGUUGACUACUUGAAUGAAACAAUGAAUACCCCCAAGAACCACAUAUUCCUAUAUGAUUGGCGCGACGCGCCCCUAUGAAGAACAGCAACAAUUACUUCUUAAGGCCCCUGUUCCACGUACGCCAGUCGAUGCCGCAGUGUUUUCUGGGAAAGGUAGUUCUAAAGCCCGUCGUCUGGCCCCGGUCAAACUGAGCCCAAACUAAACUUCCCAGAAAGCAGCACACUAGCCUGGGAAGAGGGGCAAGAUGGCGGACGCUGAAGACGGUACUUUGCGACCCGCGGGAGCCUCUGCUGCCCCAAUUUCAUUCAGCUUCAGUCGCACGUCCGCCAGGAGACGGCUGGCGGAUCCGGGAGACGACGCGAGUGCGGCUCCGGAGGAGAAGGAUUUCUUAAAGACCGUGGAAGGGAGGGAGCUGCAGAGUGUGAAGCCCUCAGAAACCCCCAAGGAACUCAUCAUCCCUUUGAUCCAGAAUGGCCAUCGCAGGCAGCCACCGACCCAGGCUCCUGGGCCAUCCACAAACACUGAGGCCUUGGUGGAAGGGGUGCUGUCUCAAGCUGUAAAGGAGAUCAUUGAGGACUCCAAGAAGUCCCUGGAGGAGAGAGAAAAUUCGGGUAUCAACCCCAUGCUUGCUAUCCCCAUGAUCCAGAAAGGAUGCAUCCCUAACGGAGAAGGGGCAGACAGCGAUCCCCGAGCUGAGACAGUGCCGGAAGAAGCUGAUUAUGAGGCAGUCCCUGUAGAGGCCUAUGGGCUGGCCAUGUUACGAGGCAUGGGCUGGAAACCUGGCGAGGGCAUUGGCUGCACGUUCAAUCAAGUGGUAAAGCCCCGUGUCAACUCACUGAGACCAAAGGGGUUAGGGCUGGGUGCCAACCUGACUGAGGUCCAGGCCCUGGCCCCCACUGGCCCCCACCGCCUGCCAAAGCCAGAUGAGGAGCAAGAGAAGGAUAAGGAAGACCAGCCUCAAGGACUGGUGCCUGGGGGAGCUGUGGUGGUUCUUUCUGGCCCGCACCGAGGCCUCUAUGGGAAGGUAGAAGGCCUCGAUCCUGACAACGUUCGGGCCAUGGUUCGCCUGGCCGUGGGGAGCCGCAUGGUGACUGUUAGUGAGUACUACCUGCAACCUGUCUCACAGCAGGAGUUUGACAAGAAUUCCUUGGAUCUCAGCCAGAUGCGUAAAACUUCCUCAGUGCAACAGAAUGGAACAGCUUCGUCAUGGAAGGCCCUCCGGGAUCAGGACCUCCCCAGCCAGCAAGAGGACUCACAGAGGAAGCGAAAACACCUUCCUGACCGACAGGGGGAGCCUGCUGCCAAGAAUGAGAAGGCAGGUCCCAGGAGCCAGCACUGGUUGCACAGGGACCUACGCGUACGCUUUGUGGACAAGCUGCACAAGGGUGGCCAGUAUUACAACACCAAGAUGACGAUCGAAGAUGUCCUCAGCCCAGAUACCUGUGUGUGUCGAACAGAUCAAGGCCAGGUCCUGGAAGGCCUGAGGGAAGACAUGCUGGAGACCCUGGUCCCCAAGGUCCAAGGCAACCGGGUUAUGGUGGUGCUGGGGCCACAGGCUGGAAAGGUGGGCCGCCUGCUGGACUGGGACAGAGAACGGAGCCGGGCUGUGGUGCAGCUGCAGAGAGAGAAUCAGCUGGUGGAACUUCACUAUGAUGCUGUGUGCCAGUACCUGGGCCCCAGUGACUCAGAUGAAGACUGACCCAUGGCCCCGCUCCCACCCCCAAUGCUGCCGCCUGCUCUGUACGGUGUGGAAAGCCAGUCUUCACAAAGGUGGGGAGGUCAUUGUUCCAUCCUCCACUUGCACCUCAGCCCCAGGACCAGGACAGGGACAGGGCAUAAGAUAGAUGGGCCUGAAGGGAGGCUCGAAACAAACCUGGUAUUCUCCAGAAGCUAGAGUGUAAUAAAAAUCAUUUCAAAAACUCAGUAAAAUGACAAGAUCGUAAGUGUGUGCUGAGCUGAGUAGAAGCGGGAGCUGAGCUGACGGAGGUGGGAGCUGUUCCAGGCUUCAGCCCCACCUCCCUGCAUGGGCUGACAGACAAGUUCAAGGAUCUGUCUGCUUACAAGUUCAUUCUUGGAAUACAGAAGCUACGAAGUGUGUCCCCUGAGCAGACGCUAUGGAGUCUGGAGUGCCACAUCUCUGUACAACUUCCUGAGGAAGAAUCCUAGUGGUGGCUCUACUUUUUACUCUUGGGCCAGACCAGACAUCCAGAGGAUAUCUUGAGCCAGUGAUGAGAGUCCAGAGGAAGGGAGGCUUCUACCCACAAAUGGGAUGUGUUUGCACUAUUUCCCAGAGGAGUCAGUUAAUUUCAGGGCCCCUGUUUUAGUCCCCAAACUUUGGCUAGAAGGUAAAAAAAAGUUUUGUCCCAGGUAGGAUUUCUCUGAUCCAGGUAACUGGACUCUCAAAAAGGUUAUUGUCAGACAGCCCUCAAACUUUUUCCCAUUUAAUGGGCUGAGAUCCAAAAUCGACAAGGGAAGCAAGAGCUUUAGGUCCAAUUGCUUCUAAGUCAUCCCCAAAUGCAAACUGGUGCAGCCAUUCUGGAAAAUAGUUUGGAGGUUCCUCAAAAAAUUAAAAAUAGAACUACCCUAUGACCCAGCAAUUGCACUACUAGGCAUUUAUCCAAGGGAUACAGGUGUGCUGUUUCAAAGGGACACAUGCACCCCCAUGUUUAUAGCAGCGCUAUCAACAAUAGCCAAAGUAAGAAAAGAGCCCAAAUGUCCAUCGACGGAUGAAUGGAUAAAGAAGAUGUGGUAUAUAUAUAUACAAUGGAAUAUUACUCGGCGAUCAGAAAGAAUGAAAUGUUGCCAUUUGCAACUAUGUGAAUGGAACUAGAGGGUAUUAUGCUAAGUGAAAUUAGUCAGAGAAGGAUAAAUAUAUGAUUUCACUCAUAUGUGGAAUUUAAGAAACAGAUGACCAUAGUGGUAGGGAAGGAAAAAUAGAUAAAAACAGAAGGAGGCAAACCAUAAGAGACUCUUAAAUACAGAGAACAAACUGAGGGUUGCUGGUGGGGUGUUGGGUGGGGGGGGUGGGCUAAAUGGGUAAUGGGCAUUAAGGAGGGCACUUGGAAUGAUGAGCACUGGGUAUUCUCUAUAACUGAUGAAUCACUAAAUCUACUCCUGAAACCAAUACUAUACUAUAUGUUAACUAACUUGAAUUUGUUUUAAAAAGAUGAUAUAACUGUUAUAAAUAUAUACACCCGAAAUCAGAGUACCUACGUAUAUAAAGAAAAUAUUGAUAUAUAUGAAGGUAAAAAUAGUUUUAUUACACUAUAUGUUAACUAACUUGGAUUUAGAUAAAAUUAAAACUACAAAAUAAAAAAACAAUAAAUCAUCCCUAGUCGCUAAGUUAUUGAUGUAAUAAAUGCUAUUUGAGUUAGAUCUAGACCACUGGUAUGAACUCCUGACCUGUCAGGACAUGGCCCAGUGCUGUAGAAUUUUUUGAAAAAAAUAAUUGAAUUAUCACAUUAAAAUUAUUACAACUCUUUUUUAUCUGAUUAAAUCUUUUGAAAAUUUUAAUUGUUGAAUACAUGUUAUCAUACAUACAUACAAUGUUAUCUUAGUUUCAGGUGUACAACGUCAAGUGAUUGAACAAUUCUAAUACAUUACUCCAUGCUCACUAAGAAAAGUGUAGCUACCAUCUGUCACCAUACAACAUUAUUACAACAUUAUUGACUCCAUUCCCUAUGGUGUACUCCUCGUCUCCCUGACAUUUUUUUUUUUUUGAUAACUGGGAGUUUGUACCUCUUAAUCCCCUACACCUAUUUCACCCAUCCCCUUCCUCUUUGGCAACUACCACUAGAGCAGGGCGAUAAAGGUAAGCUACUGUCUCUGCCCAGCAGAGGCAGAAUGCUGUUUAGAGCCAAAAUGAGCAGGUAUAGAAAAACAGUUGGCCAAAUCAAUGGCCAUAUGCUGAGUAAGGUAAGGGGAUGAUUGGAAGACCUUCCAGUAUCAUAACCCCAGUGUGAAGUACAAUUGCACAGGGGCGCCUGGGUGGCUCAGUCAGUUAAGUGUCUGACUUUGUUGGCUCAGGUCAUGAUCUUGUGGUUUAUGGGUUCGAGCCCUGCGUUAAGCUCUGUGCUGA
Molecule: messenger RNA, 4427 nt
Organism: Neofelis nebulosa (Clouded leopard)
Lineage: Eukaryota; Metazoa; Chordata; Mammalia; Carnivora; Felidae
Gene: GPKOW
Product: G-patch domain and KOW motifs
Exons: 12
Coding region: 594-2048 (484 amino acids)
Biological process (GO): mRNA splicing, via spliceosome
Cellular component (GO): spliceosomal complex
Molecular function (GO): nucleic acid binding
Source: RefSeq, a predicted model, not a curated record